AUGAACAUGGAGCCCUCCGACAUCUUUCGCAUUGUCAACUUGGCCGUUGGUGUCAUCGUCAUCCUCGGUGGUAUCGUGUCCAUCUUCUCUUUCAGCCUUCAGCCCAUCAUCCUGGGUGCUUACAUGAUCGUCUUUGGUCUUGUUACUGGCCUUCUUGAGUUCCAAAUCCCCCCUCAAGUUUCUCGACAUGCGUCGUUCAUGUUCUCUUUCAUCGGCCGUGGCGUCUUCUACAUCUUCCUCGGCUCUCUGAUGGUGAGCGACAGCGUUCUCAGCAAGAUUGCUGGCAGCAUCGUGGGUAUCACCGGUAUUGCCUACGUCGCUCUCGAGUUCGUUCCCUCCAUCGAGCCCCCUGCCAACAUGCGUGAGGCCGAAGACGCUGGCUGGGGUGCCGAGCAGGUCUAG
Molecule: messenger RNA, 402 nt
Organism: Fusarium poae
Lineage: Eukaryota; Fungi; Ascomycota; Sordariomycetes; Hypocreales; Nectriaceae
Exons: 5
Coding region: 1-402 (133 amino acids)
Biological process (GO): vesicle-mediated transport
Cellular component (GO): Golgi membrane
Source: RefSeq, a predicted model, not a curated record